AUGUUGUUUAGCCCCGCCAUCAGUGAGGCGGAGAUAAGGGCGGUACAGGACGGAAUCGCAAAUGACGUUCGUGGCGACGGGCGGACGCUGACGCAGCGGCGGCCAUUCACAAUCCGGACAAACUACAGCGCGGGUGCCUCAAUUGUGGAUGUCGAAUACGACGGUAGUUGCGUGGAAGUGCAGUGCGGCGCCACUACCGUUGUGGCUGCAGCAACUCCAUCUAUCAUUGAAUUGAGUGAGAGCGGUGAGGCGGCGCCAAGAAAAAGGAUGCGUGGUCCAUUGUUCAUCAGCAUUGAUGCUGUGCCUGCUGUUGUGGACUAUUACGCACAGGCUCUGCGUAACCGCGGGGGACGUUACCGUCUUGCAUUUCUUUCUUUUUUGGCCACAACUAUUAGUCAGACCUUUGGCGCAGAGGGGGUGACUGUGCGGGAGCAGCUGGGCUUGGCAGAGGCAGAAAUUAUCGACGAUGGUGAUGAUGAUGACGCCGCAACAACCGCUGGUGGUGUAAAUGAGGAAGGAGCGGGUGGGGGGUUGCGGCAAGGCAGAUUCCCUGCGGAGGAGGAGGGCGAUAGUGGUGGUGGAUUUCCGGGAGAGGAACUGUACAUUGGUGGGGGCUACGCGUUCCGCAUUGACGUGGACGUUCACGUGCUGCAGACUAACGACGGGAACCUUCCAUCUAUCAUCUCUCUCGCUGUGCACGCCGCACUGAAGGCGGUGAAGUUGCCGUCUGUCACACUGCAUGAAACCUCUGGCGGAGUGUCGCUGGAGGUGGACCGCAGUAAACCCUUUCGUCGUCCCGUGGACUGGUCGCGGCUCCCUGUUCUGACCGUCCUGCUGAUAUCUCCCACGCGGCAUUACGUCGUGGAUCCCACUCCCUUGGAGGAACUUGCAUUACCGCAACAACUGCACCUGGCUAUGAAUGCGGCAGGACACGUGUGCUACAUGCGUUACCAGCAGCUGCCGUCACGCCGCGGUAAUGCAUGGCGACAGGAGAAGGGUUGUCGUGAGCGGGGUGAGCUGGACGACACGGCGGGGUCCUUCCUUCCUGCUGGCAUGAACGUGCCGGAUUUGGCUGCCAUGCUGCACGAUGUGUCUUAUAUCUGUCAGGCGACCAUCUCUGAGUGUGACGAGGCCCUCCAUAACAGCAGGUAA
Molecule: messenger RNA, 1152 nt
Organism: Trypanosoma cruzi
Lineage: Eukaryota; Euglenozoa; Kinetoplastea; Trypanosomatida; Trypanosomatidae
Product: exosome-associated protein 1, putative
Exons: 1
Coding region: 1-1152 (383 amino acids)
Biological process (GO): TRAMP-dependent tRNA surveillance pathway; nuclear polyadenylation-dependent rRNA catabolic process; exonucleolytic trimming to generate mature 3'-end of 5.8S rRNA from tricistronic rRNA transcript (SSU-rRNA, 5.8S rRNA, LSU-rRNA)
Cellular component (GO): nuclear exosome (RNase complex); cytoplasmic exosome (RNase complex)
Source: RefSeq, a predicted model, not a curated record